Messenger RNA from Dentiscutata erythropus, 804 nucleotides. NCBI's taxonomy places the organism in Eukaryota, Fungi, Glomeromycota, Glomeromycetes, Diversisporales, Gigasporaceae. The record is from the annotation of a GenBank genome assembly.
GAGUUCCAUGGAAAAACUUAUACCACAAAGGAAACUUGUACCGCAAUAUGGAAGCAAAAAAAAAAACGAACUGAAGUAGUUCGGAAGCAGAGAUCCCCAAUGAUGGAGCAUUCUCAAAAUUCUUUUGCUUUGUGUUAUUUUUUCAGAGAACCGUCAAUUUUGUCCUUCAAUCCAAAACUUGUCAGUGGAAAGUUGAAUAAUGAAAGGAAAGAAAAACCUACGAAUACAUCACUUUUGUCCUCCAGUCCAAAACUUGUCGGUAGAAAGUGUUCUGGCGGUGAAAACGGUGUACGCUCAUGCAAUCGUUGCCGCGAUAAAGGAAAGGAUUGCUCUUACGUAGAAGAAAUUGGAUCUUUAGGAGGUCACUGUGAAAAUCACCCAGGGUUUGAAAAUGCAAAUGAUGAUAUCUCAUAUUCACAAAACAUUCCUAACGAAUUUUGUAAUGUUCUAUAUCCGCAAGACAGUUUUAUUGAUUCUGAUGGAUCGACUGGAUAUUAUGAUCUUGGAAAUCUGGCCAACAGUCCCCAUAGCACUUCACAAAUAAAUAUGCCUCAAGAACCUUUGAAUAACGCGGGGCUAGUCAAAGAAUGUUUAAAGCAUGGUUCCAAAAUUGUUCAUCAUUUAGCUGAUUUAGUUCAAUUAGAACACCGAUAUCCACAAUCUUUAACAUCACCAACAUUAAAUGAAUAUCUUAAGAAUCUUUUGAUGACCUUACAGUCAGAAUCCUCUCAAAUGGAAAAAAUAUCUGCCGAGCAAACUAACAACCUAGAAUCAUACCCAUUGGACCAAUUAUAUGGUAAAUAA